GCCCCCCUUGUCCCACCCAAUCCCCGAACCCACCACCAUGGCCGACGACCCUGCCUCCGCCGCCGCCUCCCGCUCCCGCUCCCGCUCCUGCUCCUCCGACGAAGACGAGGAGGACACCGACAGCGACGCCUCAAAUAACUCCAACCCAGCCGCCGCCCAGGACCCGCCACCACUCGUCCCCGACAGCUCCGCCCCUCCUCCAGUCCCCGCCGCCGCCCCCGAACCAGCCGGCCCAAUUACGCCGCCGCCUUCUCAGGCGCAGGAGGAGAGUGCGGCGGCGGAGGACUCGAGGCGGCUGUUCCAGCGGCUGUGGACCGACGAGGAGGAGCUGCUCAUCCUGCGCGGCUUCCUGGAGUUCACGUCCCGCCGGGGCACCGCCUUUGCGUCGCACCAGUACGACACGGGGCCCUUCUACGAGGAGGUCCGCCGGGAGCUCUCCUUCGACUUCUCCAAGAACCAGCUCAUCGAGAAGCUGCGCCGCCUCAAGAAGAAGUACCGCGUCUGCGCCAAACGCAUGCUCGCCCAGGGCGGCACCUUCGCAUUCAGGAGCGCGCACGAGGGAGCCAUCUACGACGUCGCGCGCCACAUCUGGCGCCCGGCCUUCAAGCCCGACGGCUCCGACGACGACGACAUCAAUCCCGCAGAAGCCGACGAAGGUGGUGGUGGAAACACGCCUGCGCACGCCCCGAGGGGCAGGGGCUCGCGGCGUGGAAGGAGGAGGACGGCGCAAGAGAUGGAGACACCCUCAAUGCCUGCAACUCCUGCUGCUCCCAUUUUAGUAACCGAUAGUAUUGCUCAAGAACAGGCUGUUGUUGCUUUGGAGAACUCGGUGCCGCCGAUCGCACCGCCACCUCCAGUGACAGCCAAUGGUCCAACCGAAGAUGAUUUCCGGAGUAUCCUGUCACCGCUACUCAAGGAACUCAUCAGCUCCGUCACUGUCGCUGGGCAGACCGAGCUGGGAUCCGGAUUGGGUAUGGGCUUUGGGCGUGUCAGCGGAACCGACAUUCUUGGCCUUCGUUUUGGUGUGGCCGGACUGAACCCCGUGGCGCCCAGUGGCGACAAGUGGAAGCAGCAGCAGAUCCUGGAGCUGGAGGUCUAUCUCAAGAGGAUUGAGCUUGUCCGGGAGCAGGUCACCACGGUGCUACAAGAGCUCAGGUCGUCAGAAGGUUGAUUCCUGUGCUGUAAUCUCCGAUUCUGAGGUUACCUUCUCUCGUUGUGAAGUUAUACGGAGUUGAUUUCUAAUUGUAGAUUUGGUCAUGUUGGUCUAGCUUAGUUGCCUGUAGUUGUCAUAAGGUUACACAUGAACUUUGAUCUGUAGAUGCAAUGAUGAUCAAAGUUUGUCAUUGUUUGUAGGCUUGUAGUUCACUUUUUUUUAUCAGAUGUAAUCAAUAUUAAGUUCAUAAUAAAUGCAGUGAAGAGUUUUGAGCCUA
Molecule: messenger RNA, 1430 nt
Organism: Lolium rigidum
Lineage: Eukaryota; Viridiplantae; Streptophyta; Magnoliopsida; Poales; Poaceae
Product: probable transcription factor At3g04930
Exons: 1
Coding region: 38-1171 (377 amino acids)
Biological process (GO): regulation of DNA-templated transcription
Cellular component (GO): nucleus
Source: RefSeq, a predicted model, not a curated record